ACCACCUCCAGGAGCGGCUUCCUGGUCCAACGGAAGUGACGUACGGUGGCCGGUGGCUGGGCGUCUGUGGAGGACGAGGGCCGCUGCAGCCAUGGGCCGCGAGUUUGGGAACCUGACGCGGGUGCGGCAUGUGAUCUCCUACAGCUUGUCGCCCUUCGAGCAGCGCGCCUUCCCGCACUACUUCAGCAAGGGCGUCCCCAACAUGCUGCGCCGCACUCGGGAGUGCAUCCUUCGCGUGGCGCCGCCAUUUAUAGCAUUUUAUCUUGUCUACACCUGGGGGAACCAGGAGUUUGAGAAGUCCAAGAGGAAGAAUCCAGCUGCCUAUGAAAAUGACAAAUGAGCCACUCAUCUGGAUGAUGGUUUCCUGCCUCUGAAAGACCCUUCUCUGGAAGAGGAGUCUGUAUUGUAGUGUCUUGAAGACACAAUAAAGCUCUCAUGGGCUGCACUGUUGUGACUUUACAUUCUUUUGAGCAGAAUCCUCAGCAUGACUGCCAAUAAUUCAAGUUCAUGAUGUUCCCCUCCUCAGCAAGAGUCCUGAGCAGCUUUGCCUAGUCUGGGUUCUGGUGAAGGGGUAGACUCCCCCUUGUUCUUUAGUCUACAAGUGUUGGUUCUUGGCCCUCUGGUCCCAUUGUAAACAUAAAGCCGAG
This is a messenger RNA of Castor canadensis (American beaver), 647 nucleotides long. RefSeq names its product ubiquinol-cytochrome c reductase complex III subunit VII (gene Uqcrq). Lineage: Eukaryota; Metazoa; Chordata; Mammalia; Rodentia; Castoridae. Gene Ontology annotation, biological process: mitochondrial electron transport, ubiquinol to cytochrome c. The record is from RefSeq and is a predicted model, not a curated record. Gene Ontology annotation, cellular component: respiratory chain complex III.